AUGACCGUGCGGCUGAUCCUUCUCCUCCUGCUCUGGUCGGCGAUAUCAGGCUCCUAUGCGGCUGAGACGUCUACGUGCCUGACUGUCUACAAGGAGGGUGGAGCGCCGGCUGUCUUCCGAUCCCCCAGGUGCCCCCGGUGGACUCUCUUCCACGAGGAGGACCAUGGGCGGGGUCGCUGGUACGGCCAGGUGACGAACUGCCAGCUAGCGAUGCACCAGGGGCGGAGGAGGUCUCAGGAGGACCGCGCCGUGUGCGCCUUCAACGUCCGCAUCCCGUCCAUCGGUACGUCUGCGUGGUAUUUGUCUCUGAUUUGCUUUGAUCACAAUUAUUACCUAAUAAAGUUUGUGUUCCGUGGACGAAAUGGGGAAAUCCGUUAGCGAAAUUCUUCUCGACUUUUAUUUAUUCAUUUUUUUCGCCUUAGUUGGGAAAAAUAUUCAACUCUACGCAUACCAUACUGCUAAAAUUAUAUGUGAAAGAAUGAUGGUUGUGUGGUUUUGUCUGCAGAUGCCCUAUUCUAAAAUGAUGGUAGUCAAACCAUUUAAUCAUUCAAGUAGCGAUAUCUCUGGAACGAUCACAGAGCUGCUGUAAAGUUCAACAAGAAAGAAACGAGUGACUGGAAUUUAGAACGAAGAUGACAAAAUUUUGUUGUCGCUGUGCGCUGUAGGCUUGCCGAUUUCCUUCUCAAAUACUUGAUAUCCCACUUUUCUUUGAUAAAUAAACACAGUAGAACAUUUGACGUAGUUACUUCAGAAAUUUGAUUCAAAUUGGAUUCUAGCUUCCUUCAGAGAGAGGAAAAAGAGUGCAUGGUGUUCAUAAGGCCUUAAUAGGAGUAUGUUGCAAGCAUUUGUAGAAUAUUUUUUUCCAUGUUUUCCUUUUUAUUUAUUUUAUUGUAAGCCACAUCUUGUAUCUUUUAUUUCUGUCCUUACAUCAUUAGUGAAUUAUAUUUUGAUCGUUGAGGGCUCCACAGAUGUCUUGUGGGUAUUGCUUCUUUUAAAAUCCGUCAACUUCUGCCCAGGUAAAAAUUUGUUGAGGAAGGAAGUAAGCGUAGGCAUUGUAGCUGUUUUUGAUGGACAUAAUGGUGCUGAAGCGAGCGAGAUGGCUUCACAACUAUUUCUGGACUACUUUUAUCUUCAUGUGUAUUUUCUGUUGAAUGGAGCAUAUUCAUCUAUCUUCAGAAAAUCAACUGAGAAGUUUGAAAAUAAAAGGGUGGGGGAUGUGGUGCUUCAUGGUGUCAGACUGGAUGAGGGCCCAGGCCAAGAUAAUGCAUAUCCUGGAAGGUGUGUCGCCUUGCUGUCUUUUUUUUUUGGUUUGACCACUCUCUCUGGACAUCUUUUACUACCGUAUAUAUAUGCAUUUUCCUUUAAAUGAUAUAUAUUCAUUUCUCCUUAAAAGGUCAACUGAGAAGCUGACUUACGAAGGGAAAGGUGAUGUGAUCCUAGAACGUUUCAAAUUGGGCACGCAACAAGAUCAGCACAAUGUGCAUCAUGGAUGGUUCUCAUUUGAUAUUAUUUUUCCUGUUCUAUUUUUUUAUUUUGAACUGUGCCAUGUUGCAUGACUUCGUGUGUUUAUUGAAGUUAUCAGGUGCAAAAUCACUAGUCACAGAAAUGUUGUCGCAUGAGUUUUUGUUCGUUCUAUUUUACUGUUCACUAAAAUCUGUCAUUUUUUUCAUGUUUGUAUGGAUGAGUCACGCAUGCAUCUGUGAAAUGUUCAAAGUAAGAAUGGCAUGCAUGGUUUUUAAAAGUAAGAUUUCUUCAGUAACGUCAGUUUAAGACUAUAUAUAAUUGUCCUAAGAGAAGCGGCUGUGAAGCACUAGUUGGGCUCUGUGAGCGAGCAACAUAACUUCAUAUCAAUAGUUUGCAGUCAAAGGUGCUACAUAGGGGAGGAACAUCUUAAACUAAUAUUUAUGGAAAUUUGGCGCGACAGAUUUGAUCUUAAUGUCUUUUGGAUUCAACAAAGGUUAUUAUGAUCAUUGUCUCAUCUACCGGGUAAAAGUAAUCCGAAUAUGAACUGUUAAAGUUUAUUGAUUAAUGUUCUGAAAUGAAAUGUUGAGAUUCAUAAUCAGCAUCCUCCUUUUUCUCCACGCUUGUGGUGCUAGGUUUGUGGUACCUUUAUGCUCCAAAGUGUGAAAAACUGUCACUUUCAUUUAUUUUUAUCGAAAUUUCACAAGUUUGACCACAGGUGUUUCCAUCAAAAUCAUAGGUCCAGUUGGAUAUAUCCUAAAUCAUAUGAUGGGGAACUUCUGUUUGAGAUACUAAGGGAAUCAUUGUUAAGGGCAAUCCAUGAUAUCGAUGCAACAUUCUCUAAGGAAAGACUUUCCCCCCUAUUUUACUCUCUGGUUUUAUCAUCACUAUCUUUUCUUUCCAACCAUCUUAAAGACGCAAGUAUUCUUCACCUUGUGCAGGAAGCUUCUCGAAAGAGCCUUGAAUCUGGUUCAACUGCCACGAUUGUUCUUAUAGUGGAAGGUGAAAUUCUUGUUGCCAAUGUUGGCGACUCCAAAGCUGUCAUGUGCUCAGAAAGUCGUCAUCAUCCAGGUCUAUGGAUACUCUUUUUUUCCGUAAUGCAGAGUAUAAAAUGUUAAUAUGUCACCCCUUGAUUGAAGUAGGCUGGCGCAACACGAGUCUAAUCAUUGUCUUUAUUGAAAUUAAUUUUUUGGGAAUCCUAUUUUUAUUAAUUUUGCAUUACGUUUCCUAGGCAAGAGUUCAAAGUUUAGGAAGAGGAAACGAAAUAAAGACAUUACCCUAUCCAAUGAAGAUAAAGGGAGUGUUGGUUUUAUGAAUCAUGCUGGACUUCAACUCUGUGCUAAAGAGCUGACCAAGGACCAUCACCCUGACAGAGAUGGAGAAAGAAAAAGAGUGGAAGCUGCUGGUGGAUUCGUUCAAGAUUGGGCUGGUGUGCCAAGAGUCAAUGGUGAGUUAGCAGUGUCACGGGCUAUUGGUGAUGUGCCAUAUAAAAGGUGAGUUUCACCUUUUUGAGAAGUAUUAUGGUAUCCAUUCUUUCUUAUUUUCCGUGAGAAACUAGUCACCUUUUUCCUGAGAAACGCUUGGGUCUUCAUAUUACAUUCGCAGUAUCUUUGUUGUGUUGUACUGGUUAGCAAUGGACUGAAAAACAUUGCAUGAAAUCCAUUUAGAUUGUUUAUUCAGUUUUUCUGGUCAUAAUUUAUGAGAAAUGAGUAGACUUCUCUCUUUUAUCUACCUCAGUUUCUUCUUCUUCUAAACAUCUGUCUUGGAUGACAACUUCGUGUGUUAAUUGAUUACUUUAUAUAUCAUCGUAUUACUUUAUUUUACUUCUAGCUUGAAUCCAAAUUGAUGAACUAUCUUUUGAUGGUUUGAUAGUGAGGGUUUGGUCUUAAGCGAAUCUCAACAUCCAUAAGAGUUCUGUGCACUAUGAUUGAUAUAUGAAGCAAGUUGUCCCGUUAAACGAGACCCAAUGUGUCAUUUAUAUCAACAACAUUAGUGUGUGUGAAGUAAUGUGAUUAAUGAGCUUGUUUCAUGAUUAACAUAGAAAAUAGAAAAUCCAAUCCUUCGAGAUUAACACAGAAAGAUAAAAUUGUGGCCUUGUGAUGUAGUUGAUAGUAACAUCUGUGUUCUAGGGUAUUCAUUUUGUGACCUGUAGGCAAUUGUUGUGGAUAACAUCUAUUAAGUCCUUAUUUGAUAAUAAUUUAAAGUUAUUUUCAGGUAAAAUAACUUUAAAUUAUUAGUUUUCUUUAUCUUGGCUGCAAUUUGGUAUGGGUAUUUCACUGCAUAUUUCUUCGGUAUUAUGUCUGUUCUUGAGGUGAUGGAUGACAAGAUUUAUUCAGUUAUUUGGUUUUUUCAUCGGAUGAUAUCUUUAAAAAAACCUGACAGAGUCAGGCAGAUAAGAUUGCAGAAAUUUAAACAUGAUGUAGGGUUUAUUUGAUGCACAAUAAGACAAAUUAAGGGAAUGGUACUCUCUAUGAUUCUACAAAUAAAUUUUCCCAGUUGGAUGGUCGGUGGAUGGAUUUCUAUUUUUGUUGGAAAUGAUAGUCCGGCUUCACUUGCUGGAGUGGGAUCUGUAGAUGAGAUCAGUGGAGUUGGGUUUUGUCUCAUGACAGGGUCCACUAGAAACCAAAAGGGGAGGUGGAAAAGAGAGCUAUGACAAACUAGUCGGGAGAGGGAAGAGGAGGACAGUGGAUGAUGUUGAACGUUGAUUGCAAUUGACAACUGUGGCAGUGACGUCGGGCUUCAUGCCGUAGAAGAAAUCCUAGAAAGAAAAGCCAUUUGUGACAAUAAAAUGCUUGUGCGACUAUAUUGAUCUAGACGAUUACAAAAACUAAGCGACUGUAAUGCAAAUAAAUCCUGAAACAUAAGAGUUCACAAGAAAAAUCCUAGAAAAUUUGAACGGACCUAAAAAUCUUGCUUUUUCAAUAUUUGGAUGAGACAUACAAAGGAAAUAGAAACUAACCGUGAAUGAAGUUUGUUUUUAUUGCAAAUAUAAAUCCAGAGCUAGGUUCUUUAUUUUUCUUCAAGCAUCUGUCCUCUUUUACUCUUCACGAAUAAACACCUUUGGAUUAUUAAUAUUCCAUUCUUCUUCAUAAAAAUUAGGUAUGGAGUCAUAUCUACACCUGAAGUGACGGAUUGGCUGCCUCUAUAUAAUAAUGAUAGUUAUCUUGUUGUUGCAUCUGAUGGGAUCUUUGAGAAACUGACUGUUCAAGAAGUUUGUGAUCUGUUAUGGGAAGCAAGUUUCAGAGAAAAUAUAAAUUUGGAGCUUAUUUCUACCAUGAAACAUGUGUUGGCUGAUCUACUAGUAAAGGCUGCAUUUGAAAGGGGUAGUAUGGACAACAUGGCAGCCAUAGUGAUUCCACUGGCAUCUAAUAUAUCUUCUCCAAGGAGAGAUGAGGAUGAAUAUGACUCUAAAGAAUGUGCCGACUCAGCUCGUGUUUCAAUGGGGAAAUAUAUGAAGUCAGGUGACUCAGCAGUUUCAUUAUCGCAACUUGAUUUUGUAUGCUUUUUCGCUGUUGCUUAGAUCUUAUAAUGCUUCUUGUUACCUUAAUUUUUUAAACAGAACUAUUUUGAAUCUGAUUUUCCAUACCAUUUUAGGAUUUUUUGUCUUUGUUACCUGUUACACGUUAUUUACAUAUUUCUAACAUUAUUUUUGAUUUUCACAUUUAUACAUCAUUUGUUCAUUUUAAAAGUUACAGGCUGUGAUCUGGUUUGUUUCAUGUUAAGUCUCAACUGCUCAUUUCAACCAGAAACAGUAAAGAGACGUAGAAUUUUACAUGUAGAGAAUGUUGUGCCAGAUGAAAAAGGUAGUAUAUAGAAAUCUCAGUAUUAGAAAUAUUUGGACAUGCGUCAUCCUGGACAGGAAUACGAGACAAAGGCAAUUUCUUGAGUUUGUAUCAUCAUAUUUCUGCAUAUGAAAGUGUCUGGUCCAAUCAAUUUCUUCAAUUCUUCAUUUUUGUACAUGUUAUAUCAUUUUUAUGAUCAUGAGAAGGCAUACAUUUUCCUUAACUAUUAUCAUUUGAGUAUAUACAACAAUAUGCUGUCAUGAAAGGUAGUGUAGUCUUGUUGUGUCCAUGCCAUCUUGGUAAUAGAAUUUUUUUUAGGUUUGGCAAAAUAUGAAGACAUUUAGAAUUAGUUCUAAAUUUAUGUCCUCCAUCAGCGUAAAAAUCUUGAAGAUCCGAAUAAUAGAAUCCUCUCUUUCAUCCCCACUAGUCUCAUCCACUCAUUCAUCUUGUUACAUGCUCACUGGAAAGCCUUGUAAAAUGUGAUAAUCUCCCUCCUAAAAUGAUGUCUAUUUCUCUCUGUCUAGAGUCUAGGUAGUUAUUUAGCAGGGCUUACAAUGGAUCAUCUUGCAUCUCGUUAUUUAAAUUGUUGAAUCUCUUUAUAUAUUGACAUUUCUCUUGUAUUUCGGCCACUGUCCUCCUCAUCCUAUUCCAUGUUAUAAAGCUACUGCAAUAGUGAAUGCUAAGGUCUUGCGCUGCCUUGAAGAGAAGCUAGAGGUGCUCUUUGAAGUAGACGUGUACCCACCCAGUAAUCUUUGCAGAAAGUCUUUUUAUUCAUUCUGUCUACAAAUAUUUGAUCUAAUUGCUAUUGCAUCCCAGGCUUGCAGAAAGUACCAUCCAUGCUUAUGUGGUUCUUUUGAUGUUACCUGGAAUAAUAUCAGAAACUUUUUUGCUAUAGUUGCACCUCAGACUAAUAACAUCUAACCAUAUUCCCUCGUCUUUAGUGCCUGAUUUUCAAAGCCAUUUUCUUGAGAAGGCAAUAUUGAAAUUUUUAAUAAGAAUAAUGCCAAGUGCACUAAAUUCUUUGCUCUUUAAAAUGUUUCUAUAGUUCAUAUCGAGUCUUUCAUGAUCUGUAAAGAGUUUCAUUGAUUGACGAGAAGAUGGAGCAACACCUAGUUACCCUAUAUGUUGAGAUAGAUGGGAGAAUAGAUGGGAGAAUAGAUGGAACAGCAAAAGAACAUCAGCCACCUUUUUAACCAUCCUUAAUCGCUCACACUGAGGUAGUGCUGUAAAUGAUACAUGCUUUGUGGGUCCAGAGGUAGCCUAAUGGGUCCAAGGUCUAAUGGGCCCAAACGACCCAAACUACAUCUUAACAUUUCUCAACAAUAUGUGUUACCAUUAUCAUGUUGAAAAGAUUGGAUAAAAUAGGCUGUAGUUUCUUGGUGUCUAUCUUUGGUAUUCUAAACAUCGAAAUAUAGUAUAAGGAAAGCUAGACAGUAUUGAUUUACAUAGCAUGUGUGUUACUCGAAAUGGCAAAACAUUCUCGUUGGAACCAGUUUAAUGACUAUAAGUCUUGGUGAAAUAAUUUUCUUGUUGCAAAUAAAAUGAUGUUUAAUUGUGAGGCCCUUGAUUCAAUUGUGGGAGAUCUCCCAUCUCAUAGUGUAAAAGUAGAGCUAACCCUUUUUGACAUUUCUCUUUACAUCAAUUGAGCCACUUUGGUGCCAAACGUGUCAACUUGUAGUUAGUGGGCAGGUGAAGGUGUUUAGAGAAUACAAUGCAUAAUAAUUUGGAAAAAAAUGUGAGUAGAUAAUGCACGGUGAAGGUAUCAUUUGUGAGUUUUCUUGUGUACCUCACCAAAUGUUUUUAGCAUAAAAGAAGACUAGAGAUUUCUAGAGCAUCAUUUUUCUACAUCAUUUGCCAAAAGGACUAUGAAUAGAAGCUGUGCUAGUAGCUGCAUAUCGAAGUAGAAUGCCAUCUAGAGGUGUUUUUGUUUGCUACACCUUACUUAAAAAGGAUUCAAAUGCUUUGACACAAGUAUGUUAAAGGAUGUUAUCUGGAUUUGUGAUUUCCUCAAGUUUCUAAUACGAUCCCCUUCUCUCCUCUUGGACAAAGAAAGCCAAACAAACAAUGUAUUCAAAGAAAAUAGAGAAAACAAUGAAUAGACAGGAAUUAUUUCGAAAGAAUUUCCCACUCUCCUUUUCCUCUCUUGACCUUUACCACAAUACCCUCUUAAUCAUAGUGGAGGGUAUUUAUAUUGUUUAGCCUGUUCCUAUCCUAGUGUUUACUAUGAAAACUUCUAGACUAUUUUCUUACGGCAGACAUGUCUUUAGGGGUACCGUAUCAAUACUCCCCCCAUUUAAAUCCACCUUGUCCUCAAGAUGGAAGUCAGGAAACUGAUGCAUUAUCUCUAAAGCUGCUUCCCAUGUUGCUUCGAAUUCGGGAAGACCUGCCCAUUUGAUUAGGACCUUAGGUCCUAUUGUGGGCUGAAGCUUUCAACAAGAUUCGGGCUCAAGUCUGUAUUUGAGUUCCUAUGUUAAAUUUAGAGGCAGGGUUGUACAUGAUCUUGAAGUCCUGUUGCUCUGCGUAGCUGUGAUACAUGAAACACUGGGUGAAUAGAAGAGUCGACUGGAAGAUCCAAUCGAUAGGUUGACUGGCCCACAUGAUGGAGGACCUUAUAUGGUCUUUAAUACUGUGGUGCCAAUUUUUCAUUUGGUUUUUUGGCUAGAGAUUUCAUCUUGAAAGGUCGAAGGUGAAGGUAGACAAAAUCUCCUUCCAUAAAUUGAACAUCUUGUCUCCUUCUAUUAGCCUUAUAUUUCAUAAAGGUUUGAGUGAGAUGUAAUUGGUCUUUGAUGAUAGUGAGCAUCUGAUCUGUCUUGUAGUUAUUGAUCUACUAUAGAAAGAGGUGAGGGGGAAAUUCCAUAUUUGAUAAUAGUAGGAGAAUCUUGUCCAUACAGCACAUUGAAUGGGGUUGUUUUGAGAGAUGAAUGGUAAGUAGUGCUGUAGCAAUUCUCAGCCCAAUGCAACCAUUUACUCCAUUAAGUAGGUUUAUUAGAUGUAAAACAUCUUAAGUUCUCAAAUAUUUGUUGACAACCUUUGACUGCCCAUUGAUUUAAGGGUGGUGUGUAGUACUCAUUUUUAAUUCAACACCUUGUAAUUUGAAUAGUUCAUUUCCAAAAUUACUAGUAAAUUUUUUGUCACGAUCUGAAAUAAUUAAUCUUGGCAUACCAUGAAGUCGUACCACUUUAUUGGAAAAGAUAAGUGCAACCUCAGGAGUUGAAAAUGAAUAUUUUAGAGGAAUAAAGUGACAGUAUUUACUCAAUCUGUCCAUGACAACCAAUAUAGAAUUGAAGCCUUUAGAUCAAGAUAAUCUCUCCAAAAAAUCCAUAGUUAAGUCUUCCCAGAUUUGUGUAGGCACUGAUAAUGGUUGGAGUAGAUCUGCAGGAGCAAGUGAAGAUUUCUUGUGUUUUUGACAUGUUGCACACUCAUCAAUAUAUCUUUUAAUUGACUUUUUCAUGCUGGACCAAUAGACAUUAUUAGAGGCUCUUCGAUAAGUUUGAAGAAAUCCAACAUGUCCACCACUUGGGCUAUCAUGGAAUUCUCUUAAAAGAAUUGGAACAAAAAUAGAUUGAGCUGAAAUUACCAGUUGUUGCUUAUGUAGCUAUAUUCCUUGCUGCAAUGAGUCAUGAGAGAUGUGCCUGAGGGUCUUUAAAGAGAUUGUAAAUAAUGAAAGAUAACUUUGAGUCAUGAGAUAUUUCAUUUUUGAUCUUAGUAAAAUCAAUCAAUUCAAAAUAUGACAAACAUUUCUUGUAGUUCUGUGCUAGUGAAGAGGCGAGAUAAAACAUCUGCCACUUUAUUAUAUCUCUCCGCUUUAAAUUAAAUUUCAAAAUUCAGACCCCAUCAAUUUAAUCAACCACCUAUGAUAAGGAUUUAGUACAAUCUUUUGCUCAAGUAAAAACUUUAAGGACUUUUGAUCUAUGCAGAUUAUAAAUCUUUGAUGUAACAAGUAAUGGCGCCACCUUUGGAUAGACCUUACUAUAAAAAAUAAUUCUCGUUCAUAGGCUGAUUUAGUUUGUAGCUGGUUUGAUAGAUUUUGACUGAAAUAAGCUAUAGGUCUACUUCUUGUAUUAAUAUAGCUCCAAUGCCAUAAUUUGAAGCAUCUAUUUCAAUGAUGAAUGCCUUCAAAAAAUUAGGUAAGGAUAAUACUAAAGUUGUAGACAUUGCCUUCCGUAAUUGAUCAAAAGCACAUUGGGCAUCUUGAUUCUAGCAAAAUGAUUUCUUCUUCAACAGAUUAAUCAUGGGUGCUGCAAUUAAAGCAUAUCCUACCACAAAACGGCGAUAGUAACUAGUUAGUCCUACGAACGAUUGCAAUUCGCGAAUAUUUUUGGAAUUGGACAGUUUGUCAUAGUAUCAAUUUUUCCUUAAUCCACCAUUACCCCUUUGGCAGAAAUCUAGUGCCCAAGAUAUUUCAGUUUGUGUUGGCCUAUGUGACACUUCUUUGUGUUCACAUUUAAUUGGUUCUCAAACAGUACUCAAGAUACUUGUAAGAGGUGUUGUUUAUGUUGAUCUUGGUCUUUACUAUAAACUAGAAUGUCAUCAAAAAAUACCAGAACAAAUCGACGAAUAUAUGGUCGAAAAAUCUGGUUCAUCAAUGACUAAAAUAUAGUAGGAGCAUUCAUUAAACCAAAUGAUAUUACCACAAAUUCAUAAUGCCCCUCAUGAGUUUUAAAUGCUGUUUUAGGAAUGUCAUCUUUCUUCAUUUUGAUUUGGUAGUAGAUAGAUUUUAGGAAGAAAAGUAGAGAAACGUUUGAAUUCUUGUUUAUAAUUAGAUAUAGAUCCUCCCUCUUUGAUAUUAAGAAAUUGUUGAUACAUGUUUCCCGCUUUGGAAGUUCCAAAAUGCCUCUCAAGCUGGCUGCGAAAAUCCUACUAAUUCUUGAACAGAUAUCUAUCCUCUGUCCAAAUAUAUUUGUCCAAAUAUACCAUUCCAAUGUAAUAUCAUCUAAGUGUAAGUUGAUUACCUCCAUUCGUUCUUCUUCUUGAAUUCUGUUGAUUCAAAAAUAUCUCUCUACACAUCGGAGCCAUCCUUCCGGAUUGCUUCUUUUGAAGAUGUUGAGAUCUCUUUUCUUUACUUGUUUGUUUUCGUCCGAAAUUUGAUUUGAAACUGGUACAAAAGUUGGUACCUCAGGUUGUGAAUUGCCUCUCUCCUGUUGCUCAUUCUCUAGAGAGUUUCUGACUGAUUCAGAUGUCAUAUUUGCUGUUGGAUCCUUCUUUUCUAAUGCUAAUAGCUUUUCACUGAUGGAUUUCUUCAAUUCGUCAAACUUCUCGUCCAUCCGUUGAAGGAAUUGUUGUUGCAGAUCUGUCGAUUCUGAUUUUGAUUUCUGUAGCUCCUCUCUCGUAUGCCUUUAUUCUUCCUUAAUUUGUUCUGCAUCAGUCUCCAAUACCUCCAGGUGAUUUUUUGCAAUUCUUGAUCCCAUACCUCCAGGAGCUUGCUCUGAUACCAGUUGAUAGGAUCUCCUUCUCUCCUCUUGGACAAGGAAGUGAAAACGAACAAUGUAUUCAAAGAAAACAAAGAAAACAAUGACCAGACGAGAAUUAGUUCGAGAGAAUUCCCCACUUUCUCUUUCCUCUUGUGACCUUCUACCAUGAUAACCCCUCUUAAUCAUAGAGGAGGGUAUUUAUAUUGUUCAGCUUGUUCCUAUCUCAGUGUUUACUAUGAAAGCUUCUAGAUUGUUCUCUUACGACGGACAUAUGUCUUUAGGGGAACUGUAUCAGUUUCUUCCUCAUGUUAUUCUUUCUUAUCUUGUUUAGACUUGUUCUCUUUGACUCUUGUGAGAUUGUGGUAAGAUGUCUAGAUUGGUGUUGGUCUAGUAGACUUAAAAAGUAACAGGCUAUGAGUAGGUACACUUACCUAACUGAUAGCAUGUUGACCUCUUUAUUAAUCAUUACGAACUUAUUUUAUUCUCUUGGCUUUGUCAUGUCGACAACUGAAAUAAGGUGCAUAUACCCCAAAGUAAUCAGUUGCUCGGUUAUGUUGUUAAAAUUAUUUGGAGAUCUAAUUGAAAAGGAACAAGGCAAUCUUGGUAAGCACUAUUAAUAACUAGCAUGGGACUAUCUCUAACAAAACAUAUCUUUGUAAUGGAAUGAGAUUAUCAUAUCUUCCAAAACUAUAAUAACAGUAUUCAUGAUUUUUGAAGAUUUACAAUGUAGUUAGUGGAUUGAACUUGCUGAAGGAAUGCAGAGCUCAUAGGCAGUAUAUGGGUGACUAAGUCCUUAGGUGAAUCUAUUGGAAUAUCUUGCCAACAUUAAUAAUAAAGAUUGUGACAGAUCCCACCAGACAUUGAUUGGUACCUCAGCUUAGUGUCAACUGAUUUCUAGCUAGGUCUCUUUGUAGAAUUAUUAAGUUUUUCUCUAUGGUUAGAGUAGGAAGUGUAAUGAGAUUCUUGAAGUGCAUUAGAUCCAUGUAAAUGAAAACAAAAGGAAUGUUUUCAUGUUAACUGCUUUCUAAAAUUUUGCAUUUUUAUGCCUCUGCUUUUUUAACAUUAUCAUUAACAUGUGGUUUUUUAAAAUGUCGUCAUUUUUUCUCCAUGGUUUGCUAAAAUAAUAAUUAUUCAGAACUUAGUCAUUUCAGAAACACCAUUGUCAUAAGAAUGCCUAAUGAAAUAUUAAUGUUAUCUUCUAUUUUUGUAAUAAACCAAAAAGUAUUGAGAGGAAGGAUUUUUAUCUGAAUAACAUGGAACUCCUGUACUGGGGAUAUAUCUGGGUCUUAUCGUUUCCAUAUCAUUUUGGCAUCAUUAUCAUUCUGUUGAGCUAUUUUUUGUCUAAAUUAUUUGUAUGAUGUUUUGUGUUAACAUAUGAUACUUCUCUCCCACAGAUAGGGAUACAAUCACUUCUACCAGUCUUAUAUCAAUGGAGUACUUCAAUCAGAUUGAGACAAAAUUCAAGAAACUGCUGGUAAACAAAGAAUUUUAGUUUUGAGGGUGCUAUGUUUAUUAAUUUAUUAAGUUAUCAUGAUUGGUACAAGUACAAGGAUAAAUUUUUGAUAAGAGUUAGUGAGCAUAUUUAAAAGUAACAUUAAAUAACAGGAUUAAAAAAUUAUGAAAGGGAGUUUUACCCAAAUAGCUCUCAUUUAUACAGACGAGUGGUAAAUUAUUUUGUUCUUCAUUUUCCUGUCUUUCUUUCCUCUACUUCAUCCUCUACUUGUUGCAGUUUGCAGACUGCAUUUUUAUCUUCUUCUUCUUCCACUUUAUCUUUUCUGCUUGCGAGUUAUUUUAUUCUCUGAUCCCCCUGUCUUGUUCUGCCUUUGAGCUAUUUGUUCUCUGCUUUGUCCCCUAUAUAGUUCUUCUUCUUCUUCUUCUUCUUCUUCUUCUUCUUUUCUUAUGCCUGCAAUUUCUUCUGUUCUUCAUUUUUGUUUCUAUUCUCCUUCCAUCUCUUCAUGUCACAUCUUGCAGCUUCCAUUACAUCUCGUUUUUAAAAAAAUUAUAAUUGAUAGAAACAAGGAGUACACAAAGGAGAGAGGGAAGAGAGAGAACUUGACACCAAACCCUAAUUGAGUGACUGAAUGUAUCUAGAUAGGCCAAUAUGGCUUAGACCCAUAUGGGCUGACAUCACCAUGACCUAGAUUGGCCUAUAAUAUUCAAUACCCCCCCUCAAGUUGGAGCAUAAAUGUUAUAUGCACCUAGCUUGUUACAUAGAAAUUGUACUUAAUGACCAUUUAGAGACUUAGUGAACACAUCUGUAAAUUGAUUUGUAGAGCUAAUGGUGGUGACAAUCAAGCUGUGCCUAGAUCUUCUCUUUGAUGAAGUGACAAUCAACUUCAAUGUGUUUUGUCAUCUCAUGGAACACAUGAUUAUAAUAAAUAUGAAUUGCUGCCUAAUUAUCAAAUAUAAGCUUCAUAAGACCUUCAUUAGGAAAACUAAGUUCUUUAAGAAGAUGUUUGGUCCAUAUAAGUUCACAUGUAGUAUGUGUUAUUGCCCUAUAUUUGAUUUAGCACUUGACCAUGAGACUACAAAUUGCUUCUUAUUUUUUCAAGAAAUAAGAUUGUCACCAAGGAAAAUAUAAUAGCCAGUAAUAAAUCUCUUGUCUACAUUGCAACCAACGCAAUCAACAUCUGAAAAAGCCUGCACUAUGAGAUUACCAUUAUUUUUGUAUAGCAGUACUCUACCUAGAUUACCCUUGAGAUACCUCAAUAUCGGCAUGAUUGCAUUGAGAUGCUUGAUGUGUGGUCGUUUCAUGAAUUAACUUGGUACGCUAGUAGCAAAAGAGAUAUUUAGCUGAGUGAUAGUCAGAUAUUUUAAUUUGCCAACUAAACGUUUGUACCUCCUUAGAUCCUCUAACAUGUCAUUUUCAUCAAAUGAUAAUUUCAAGUUAGGGUUCAUUGGAAUAGUAAUUGGCCUUGUACCUAAUAUACCUAUCUCUACAAGAAGAUUAAUGACAUACUUUCAUUGAUUGCUUGCAAUCUCCUCCUUGGAUCAAACAGUCUCAAUCCCGAGAAAGUAUUAGAGAUUAUCAAGAUAUUUGGUGACAAAUUGCUCUUAUAAGAACUCCUUGAGUCGAGGGAUAUUUGUAUGAUCAUCUCCAGUGAUAACAAUGUCAUCAAUAACAUACAAUCAAAAAAAUAUGACCAAUAGAAGAAUUUCUAUAAAAGAUAGGAUGGUCAACCUCACAUUUCUGAAGACUAAACUGUAAUAUAAUAUUACUGAACGACGAAACCAAACAUGUGGAGAUUGCUUUAGAUCGUAAAGAGACUUCCGUAGGCAACAUACCAAGGUACAUUCCCCUUGAGCAAAAAAACUGUGGUUGCAUCAUAUAAAUCUCGUUUUGCAAGUUACCAUGAUGGAAUACAUUCUUGAUAUCUUCACCAUAUACUUGGGUGAAGCCUUUAGCCGCCAAGUGAGCUUUUAAUCUGUCCAUGGAAUCAUCUAGGUUAACUUUAACAAUACAUUUAUCAAAUGGUCGUGAAAGCAGACACCAUCUGCUAUUCUAUUAGCCGUGGUCAUCUCUUCCUCCAUAGUUGCACGCCACCUAGGAUGACCUAGUGCUUUUGAAACAUUUUUAGAGAUAGGUAUAUCUGAUAGAAAUGAAACAAAGGCAAAAUAAGUUGGAGACAUGUGAGAAUAGGAGAUAAGAUUAGACAUGGGGUGAAGGGUGUAAGGCCUCUUCCAGUUUUGAAGAGCAAUGAGGAGAUCCAAGUUACUUGAAUAUAAUCCCAAUAUUCAUUGUGAACCGGGUACAGGUCCUUUAUAACAUCCCAAGCUAGAUGUUAAGACAAAGUUGAAUAUAACUGAUUUACGUGUCUGUACAGGAGGACCUUAACAUUUAAUGGCUGUGCCAUUAAAUGUUCUAGAAAAAUUUAAUGGCAAAUGCAGCAGUGUUUAGAAUGAGAAUUGUUCAUGCAAGUGAUGGUUUCUAGAACAUUAUAAAUGGCACAGCCAUGUUGUAGGAUGUUAUCGAUAUUUUGUAGGUCUAUGUUUUUCCUUCAGUUUUUAGAAAAUGAAGUGAUAGACGAGAUAAAUUCAGUUUUAUGCUUCAGAAGGGUUUUUGAGAUUCUAUUGCCUAUGUGCGGCAAAGUGCUUAGGGUUAGAACAUUAGAAGCAGAUAGGAAACCUUUGACAGUGUAUUUUUCUGAUAGGAACGUAGUCUCUGGUUGUUCAGGCGAGAGUUAAGCCUUAAAAUGCAGUAAAUAAACAGAUUGUGCUAACCUGUAAUUUGACUCACGAAGUGAAAUUGGUGUUUUAGUUGCAUGCUCGUUGCAAAAUCUGCAAUGACUGUAUUCUAUGAUUGAACUCUCAUGGAUUUCUUUGGUUGCAAGUUUAAUGUACGAAUUUUUAGUUUUGUAGCUUCAGAUAAAUUUAUUUGUGAGUUAUUUCUUUCAUUGCUAGGUAAGCAGGUUGUCAUGAUUCUCAGUAGUGCUUUUCUUUCAUUUUGUAUCUCAAUCUUGAAAACUUUUUCAGAUUGUUUAAAGUUUCAUCUUUUGCCAAAUUUCUUUUCAAGUCAGACAACACUACCACCCUUAUUGUUUAUUCAGGUUAAAGCUGAUUACAGGAGAGAUGGGUGUUUUUAUCUAGCAGAAGAUCUAAAUGAAAAUUCGGAUUAUGUUUUUCGCGCUCCAAAAGAUCACCGGAAUGAUGAACAUAAUGAGAUAAUUCAAUCUUCACCGGAAGGACUAAAUUAUGAUAGUAGUGAGUGUGAUCCUUCACUUGAUACUGAACUAAAUAACAGCUCUUUUAAUGCCUGGUUUUCUUUCUUCUCUUUGGUUUUAGAUAUUUAUUAUUUUUUCCUUGGGAUUAACCUUGCUUAAACUAAUGAUUUUUUUUAUUUUUUAUUUCGAGCUUGUUUAGCUACCUCGAAACCUAUUCUUUGCACCUAAAUGAAGUAUAACAUGUUUCAGGUGCGUGGCCUUUAAAUUUGUAUAAUGGUCAAAAUUUCUGCUGGGACAUUGAUAUGGGCAGCGAAAAUGCGGAAGGCCUAUGUGUUAACCCUGAAGGCUUUGUAAACUUCCUUGGUUUGCUUAGUUCUAUUCCUCUGAAUGACUCGGGAUCUAAUUCCUCAGAAUCUUUUAAUGAUAUGAACGCUGGUUUUAGGUUCAGUUCUCCUCUAUUCCUUUAUUCUUGUGACGAUAUUUGUUUGAAACUGCUUAUCCCUUUCAUAUUCGUGUGGAAUUUUUGGAGAUGCAUUUGUAGUGUUUCUAAGAACGAAAAGUUACAGUGAUUGGAUGGGACAGGAAUGACUAGUCGAUGGCAGCGAUCCCAUCUAAAUCUUAUGGCUGAAAUUUACUGAUGUGUGCGUGUUGGGUUUCGCAAGUACAUUUCCCCCCAGAAUAAUUCACCAUGCUAUUAAACCUCCAGAGAUGAACAAUUUGUCGGAUUUUGUUAGUACCUGUGCUUUUUAUUGUUCUAUGGUUUGUUGUUAUGCAUGUGCAUAUGUUAUAAACAACUUUUUUGAUAGGACUGUGAAUGGAAUGAUGUAUGUACAUGAUAGAGUUGGUGCACUUAAGAAUUCUAAUUGGGAUUUCUGACUUGAACUCUUAUUCGGUGAAUUAUGAAUAUUUGUCGAAUCACUUCAACGGCUACUGCUAAGGUAAAAUUCUAUGGUAUUGAAUACGUUGAAAACAAAGGCACAUAAUUAUGACUAAUUUUUAGUCUGGUAUCUCUAAAAUAACCACUAAUUGAAAUUGGAAUUUCUAGAAAAUUAUUUUCCAAACAGGUCCUGAAGAAGUCUGAAAAAGUGAACUAGCUAUGUCUAUUAUUGGUGGGGCAUAAAGCUGAUUUAUCUUGAAAUUGUUGAGUUUAGAUUUUUUUUAAAUUAGGGUAAAAUUUUUCAUCAUUAAAUAAUAUUAAAUAAUGGUUCUUUUCAAUUUAGCUUGUCAUUGAUCUGAACUAGGACACUUUUUGGUUCUUUUAUAUAAUAAAGAUUGAAGUAUCAGACAUGAAUGACAAUCAGGUACACUAAGUAAGAUUUCCUGCCUACUGGUUUGCCCUUCUGAUUGGACUGCAUCUUAGUGUAGUAGAAUUCUGUUUAUUCUAGGCUGUUAACUGGCACAUAGCAGACAACAUAGGAACAAACCUCCUGUUCUAUACACCCUUUAAAAAAGUUGUUAACCCUAAAUUGCAUUUGGCUGAAAUUUUAUUAUAAUACAAAAAAAAGACUCUAAAUAUGAACUGAAUGUCGGUAAUUACAUAAUAUUUAUCAUAUUCAAACUGUUAUGAGGACAUUAGAGUCACCCGUACACAGCUCAAAGUCUGCACACAAAGGAAGCACGACUGUACUUGUUGAAUAAUGUAAUAAGCAUUUCUUUUACUGAUUUGCAUAGUUCAUUGAGUCUAAGUCUAUCUUUGAGUAUUGUUUUCUGUUUCUACAAGUAUUUAGGGUCAACGCUUCAGGCUAUCCAAAGCGUUUUCACUACAUUUUAGAAGUAACUAAGGCCUAAGUUCCAGCUGAUUAGCAAUGGAAACUGUCUGUAUUUCUCGGUCAGAUCUAGGAGAACCCCUCCAAUGGCCUCAUAUGGCUCCUAUAUAACGGAAGCAUAAAUUGAUGUUAAAAGGGAAAGAUCCUUUUGAAAUUUAUGCUCUCAGCUCUUUGUCCCCGAAAAAAAUUAUUUUGAACGAAAAUUUUGCUCGUAACUUUUUUUGCUAGAGGGUCAUGAAGGUCCUACUCUGAUGUAGAUUUGGGGACCCAAAGCAUGAAUCUGAGGGUUUAUUCGUCCUUGAAUGAUACCUAGCGUCAUUUAGCCUUAUGGUUGUACUCAUUUCUAAAUUCCCACCUGCCAAAUGCCUUUUUCUUAUCUACCUUUAACACAUCAAAAAUUGUUACACUAGUCAAAGGAAGUUUUCGUACGAUCACAGUCUGGUUUUGGAAGUGAGGGACCCUGUCACUGAUCCUAGCUACAAGAGGAUAUUUAUUUAUUUGGCUAACACUCAUUUAAAUUGUUGUGCACCGAUCUGUCUCAAAAUCAGUCAGAUGCAUGGUGAAAUCGAUUGAGGGCAUGAUAUCUUUUCUGGAGGACAAUGAUAGGUGAUACUAAUAUUGCAUGACGACGUUAUAUUCUCAUUGACCGGUGAGAUUAAUGAAGGUCUACAUUUGCAAUAAGGAAAUGAAUGGAGUUGUGCCAAAUUGAAGAUAACACUCGGUCGUAAUGAGAGGAAGUGCGAAUUCCUGGAAAUAUUCAGAUAAUAUGCAAGUAAAUCUUUGCCAUGCUAUAAUCUCUUAAAACGUCUUAUACAUUGCUUAGAUCCUAAAACCACACAUUGGAGGCCAUUCUAUGUGUUGAACAUUCCCAGAGUAACAUACUCAACUUCUUUCUCGUUAUGCAAAAGCCCAUUAAAAUCUCUAAUGAGAAAUUAAUGUGGUUUAAUCUUAUCUAAUUAGAAAUAUUUUGAAGAAACCCUGAAGAUACUUGUUCUUUUCAAGUAUUAUGGAUUCUCAAUUAUGUCUUUUUUAUGUUAGAUACACCUUGAAGCGGAAGUUUGAUCGUGGAUCAUAUGGUGAAGUAUGGUUGGCAUUUCAUUGGAAUUGUUCUGAAGAAGCUCCUGGAGUAAAUAAUUUCCGUCCAAAUGUGCCUGAUGCAAGUUCACCUUUGAACUCCAGUGAGGGCAAGUCAAGCAGUGACACAAAUUCCUCUACUAGACACAACUUUGUUGAAUCUGUUGAUAAUGAUUACUUCAUUCUUAAGCGCAUAAUGGUAAGAAAAACAUGUGCAAUCUGGGUGAUAAAUAUUGGAUAAAUUCGCUGCUUUUAUAACUAGGUUGCAACAUUUAGGUUUGCCUUUUACUUUUUGACUACUUCUCCUAGCUAAACAAAGUAAUAUGCAUUUUCUUUAUAUUUUUACUGUAAUGUGAGUCUAUUCUUCUAUCACGAUUGAAUAGGUAUCAAUUGUCUCUAGAAACCGGUAAUUUUCACCUUGGGUUUACUUAUGUCCACCUAGGGUAAUUGGCUCGCUUAUUUUUUGCUUCAGUGAGAGAUCUGAGUAAUUGGCUCUCCUUUGACAUUUGGUUGAUUGCAGUAAAAGUGAUCCCUAUUGUAAAUGUUAUCAAAAUAUUGACAUUCAGUAAUUUUCACCUUGGGUUUAAUUUUUCCGACGUGCAUAGUAACUCAACGAGUCAAUCUUUACUUGCUUUUGACAGUUUCUAUGGUGUUUUGGGCAUCUAUCAUAUCCUCUAGGGGUAAAAAUGUCUGUCCAUCGUGGGUUUCUCAUAUAAUAAAAGAUAGAAAUGACUCUGAUUCAUGUAUUUGUUUGAAUAUAAUUGCUGAAUAUAUGCUAGCAUGUUAGGUUCAGGUCAGAUGUUGUCAAAACUAAAUUCAGGAGAGUAACAUGCCACCUAAUCUCACUGUCACUGGAUCCAAAUAUCAUAAACAUUCAAUGACCCUAAAUUUUGAGUCAAUUAAUGGAAAAUACCGGCAAUUGGACUUAUUGAAACAUAUUCUGUUGGACUUUACAAGUGAAUCAUGAUUUCUUAAAGGUCAGCUUGAGACAAAUGCUAUCCAAAUGGCAUAGUCGUUGCCACCUUGUGGACCUCAUAAUAAUGAUAACUUCAUGUCAGAUGUCGUUGAUUAGCAAAAAAAAAGUUGAUUUGAAUCACUGUCAUAAAAGAAUAACAAAUAAGAAGGCUUGACCAAGGUCUUUGCUGAAAAUAAAAGUUGGAAAAUUUUAUUUUAGAAUAGAGUUUGAGAUUGUGUUUGUCUUCAAACAGGAUGUCUGGAAAUUAACAAAUGCUAAGAGAUAAACAACAUCUUGAUAUUUGUUUCAGUCCUUAUUUUAAGUUUAGUUAUGAAUGCAUUGACAGGUGGAGAGAGGCAAUGCUGCAUACUUGAGUGGACUAAGGGAGAAAUAUUACGGCGAAAUCUUUGCAAAUGCCUCUAAAUCUCAAGACAGAUCACAAGAAGAGUCAGGAUCAACAACAGUGUUUUUUACAGACUUUCAGUAUGAAUCUUCUUCCCUUCAAGGAAUGAAUGAUCUGGUGCCUCAUGAUACACAAGGGUCAUCUAGUUCUGGAUUUCAAAGAAUGGUUUAUGAAGAAGGACUGAAUCAUAUUGCUAGGUUUAUAGAAUCUUUUACGUCCCAGUCAAAGGAAAUAUGGCUUGUUUUCCGUCAUGAAGGUUUGUCCUUGUCGAAGUUGCUAUACACAGUGGACGAAAAGAAACUAUUUAAUAACAAUGAUGGUGAUCGGAUGUCAUCCAACGUUCAAGUCUUACGUCCAUCAGUUUGGUGGCAUUGGCUGCGGACAACAGAAGCAGGAAAGAGAGAAAUGCAAAAUCUUAUAAGGCAAUUGGUAUGACAUUUUACACUUCUUCUGAUUUCCUUGAAAUGGUACAUCAUCUACAACUUCUAGAUGAAUACAGUUAUUUAACUUAAUGACUGAUAAUUUCAGAGUUUCUCUGAAUUCUAUUUGUUGAAAUAGUUAUAUACGCUUUUGGUUGAUGAUUUAUUCUAAAACAAGAGGAAAAUAAGAAAACAGCCUUCUUAGGUCUUCCAUUUUACCCAAAGUUAUAUUGUUGGUCUACAAAAAAACCUUGUAAUUGGCCAUUAAUGUGAUCCAUAUUCCAGCUAGCAGGAUUUUUUUUUGAGAAAUGUAUGACAGGAGUUGUGCUCAAGUUUAAGUGCGUUGGUUAUGGAAAUCUGAUGCAUUAUAGAAGAGAUAAGUAUGAUACCAUAUGUCUAAUGUUUUAUAGGAAAUUAAACUGGGGUCAUAUAUAUAGACAUCCUAAAGGAUAAUGGCAGUCCGUAACUUGCUUGGUUUCCUCCUGUUUAAUGUACGUGCUGUAUUUUUACUUCUGUAAACAUGAACGGAAAUCAGAAGUAACUAGUGGACUGUAAUGCAAGUUUUUUCAUGCUGAAGAUAUUGUUCGUUUCUCCCUCUGGGGAAUAGUGGGGAAAGGGGAUGAGGAAUUACCUGACAUAGUAUUAAGCUAUGGAGAUAAUAAAUCUUAGCUGCUAUUUUUCGUACCAUCCUAAGGGUGUGUUUUAGCCUCUGUAAUAGGGGUAGUGGUCUUUUACCUAGUAGUAUUAUUGUUUUACUGUUCUGAUUUAUCUUAACUUCUAAAUUACGAGGAUUGUGCAGACUUCAAAAUGUCUUAAGAUGUAUUCUACUCUUCAGUUUCUCCUACUAUGUCCUUUUCUUUUUCUCUUGGGAAAGGUUGUCCAAAUAUGUACAUACAUCAGUCUUUACAGGCCUCUAAGAGAGACCUGAACCCCAGUCUGGAUGGUGCAAGUGGCCUGAGCACUUGGUGGUGUGGAGCAGUCACCAGCAGUUUGAGUUGGGGGCCAGCUAAGUAUGCUCUGCAGUUUGGGGAAUCUGUGUAGUCAGCUGAUGGGAAUGACCAGAAUGAUACUACCGUGGGUUAAGGUGCUGCUGCUUCAAAAAGCUGCACAUGGGAUGGAGAGGUCUGGGCGAUGGUGGCAAAGAUUGGUACAGCAUGUGACAGUUACAGCAGGGCAUCCAUAAUCAUUAAGUAGAGACAAGGGGUCUGGGAACAGACACACUGAUAUAAGCAGACUGUUACAAAUAGAGUUGAGACAAAGGGUGAUAUAGUCUAAGACGACCUACCAAAAGGACAAAAGGUUUUUGACCUAGGUGGAGAAGACUAAUAGGAUAUGCAUCCAAGGAGCUGAAAAGUUAUUAAUUUCAUGCUCAAAUAGAGUGCAAGCUCAGUUUCAUCCCAAUUCAAGUGACUCUGAGCUGUUGCUCAUCUGUUGUAGAAUCUGAUUCAUCAAGUGUGCGAGUUCUGUCAACUUGUUCUCCACUGAGGCUAACCACUUCGUCCACUUGCAUCGUCUCCUACAAAACUUCGAUGUCCUUCUUCAGGAUCUGAUACUUCCUGUUGGGCGCCAUUGCUUUGAUACCUGUUGAUAACACUCUCAGGAUAAUGGCUUGAAAUCGAGGAGAAUAGAGAGAGAACACACAAGAAUCUAAGGAAGAACGAACUGAAAUAGAACAGGGGAAAAGAAGUAUGGGAAUGCUCCGAAGGAAUCCUAUAAUCAGUUUAGGUGUGAAUUCGAGAGCGCCCCCAGCUCUCCCAAGAUGACUUCCAAUGGUGCCCACGGUGAGGGCCCCUCAGGAACCUUAUACUGACCUCCAUACUGGGCCUCUUGACCCACCUAGGACUUUACCUUCCCUCUUAUGGUGCAAGUAACCCAGGCAGUGGGCCUGACAGUUAAUUUCGUAGUUGUUUAGUUUCCUUAUUUGUUUGUUUCCUUAGGUGGUUUUCUUUUUUUUUAUGGUCAGAGUAAUUGUAUAUAACUAGCAAUUGUUCUAUGUUUUGAGAUGAAGAAAAGAUUUUUCUCAAUUGUUUAUCCUUGUAUGGUUUGCAUGGAUAUUUCUUUUGGGUACAGAGAAGGUUUUGUCAUAUUAACCACACCGAUAGGCAUAAUCAGUUGUGUUGUAGUCUUUUGUUUUGACUAUAGUGUUGAGUUUUUUACCGAAAUUGAUGAAAACAGGAAUUACUUCUCUCAAUGCUGAGAAAAUUGACGUCUGUUCACCUUGAGACACAACAAGCAAUAAAAACGCACAGCAAUAGUAUAUAACACUUAAUGCAGAUCUAUUGUUUCCUGAUUUUGGACGAUGCUUAGGUAGAUGUGUAAUACUUUUUAAGAUUGAAAAAAAUUACUUUUUUUAUAUUCAUAUCUUCUCAUCCUUUUAGUGUUUUCAUCAUAAGUUUUGCUUAAUAACGAUGGUUUUGACAAUAGUUCCCCUUUCUUGUUUAUUAGCUGCUGGCACUGAAGUCAUGUCAUAGACGAAAUAUCACGCAUAGGGAUAUCAAACCUGGUGAGGAUGAAUGUCAUUUAGUUAUUGCUACUUAUUGUAUAAAAAAAUUCUUUGUGAUAAUUUUCUCAAGUCAUAGGAACAUAUGUUAUUUGACAGUCUUGUCUCUAGGACAGCAUGGCUAAAAGGUGGAAAAAAUGCAACUGUUUAAUAUCUCUCUUAUUUUUGUUUAAGGGAUUUACUUUGGAAAAAAAAUCCGGUUACAACUCUAGGAUAUUCCCCCCUCCCCUGUAAUUUUUUCCAACGUUUUAUUUUUCCCUUUGGCCCUUGCUUGUGCUCUGGUACAUAUGCCUAUAGCAGUAACGUUUGAGAAGAUAAGCUUAAAUUCUCCCUGUUCUUUCUAUUCAUUGUAUAGUAGGAGAGUCUGCUCUUCCCUCUAUUAUUCUGUUAGACUGGAUAUCUUCAAAAAGUCAUGUGGUCACCUUCAUUUCAUGCCACUAGUGUUUUCUUUUUCCUUCAUUGGUGUUGUGGGCUUCAGCGUUCUCUUCCACUGCGGCUGUGUUCUCUCAUGCUUUUUCAUUGGUUAUCUAUAUUUUUAUACAAGAUUAUUUAGUCAUUAUACUUUUUCAUGUAAAAAAAUUACAUUCUAUGAAAUCAAGUUCAUUUAGCAUAGUAGCAUAAUUACGUAAUCCUCUGAGAUCUACCCGUACUAGUAUUGAGGAGAGGAGAUUUUCCCCUUUUUUCUCUCAAUAGAGGGUAGUCUUCAAUAUGUGUGAGCUAUACAUUUCUAGCCUUUUCAGUAGGGUGCUUAUCUUCCUCAAUGGUAUUAAUUUCAAAAGUUGUUUAUCUACCUUAUACCCUUUUUCGCAUUACAAUAACAUCCGUAGUACAGAGUUCAUAAUUAGUAUCGAGCUUUUUAAUUCUUUCUUUGUUGUAUCAUAUUUUUUUGCUGUGAUUUUUAUAGCCAAUUAUGUGAGUAUCCUGUUGUACGUUUGCAUCAUUGUACUUUUAACCAUGCAAUAUUGUCCUUCAUCGUUUUUUUCUGCAGAAGAGUAUUAUAUAAUAAGGUUUUUAGUUCAAUACUCAAUGUAAUAAAGUAUUUCUUACUAUAGUUACUAUGAUUGUUGAGAAAAAAAAAUCGUGUGUACUGUAUCAUGAAUCAUGAAAUAUAUUUUUUGUUUCUUUAUGGUAGAGAAUAUGAUUAUAUGUUUUGAAGAAGUGGGCACUGGCAAAUGUUCAAGAGCAGUCCCAACAGGGGAAAACCAGCAUCACCUUAAAAUGUAUGCAUCUCUUUCAACUUAUUGCCUACUGAUCUCUUUAUCUAGUCUUAGCUAUUGAAUGCCUCUUUCCAAAGUGACCUUUUUCUGCAGUGCUGUGAAAUCAUGAUUCGCAUGUUUCUCAAAUUAAUCACGUCAGGCUUCCUAAUUCUAGUCUUGGAUUGCUUAGGACUUAAUCAUGGUUGAAUGGGUAGAUUCUAGCACGUGAUGCUUGAUUAAGCUGACCACACUCGAGCAUUAUUCAUACCGCUGAUUUUUCAUCUCAAGGGAUGUUACCUUCAAUGAGGAAGCAUACUAUAACACAUCAAAUCAUCAUGAUAAGAUUCAAACAUUAGAGGAUCCAAAAUUAAAUUUUUGACUUCCUAUUGCUGAUUUAUUACCAAAUCUCACUAUGGCUCGCAUUGAACCACCUAUUCCUAAAUCUACUCCUAAUGUAGGCCUCAGAAGAGGAAGAUUUGGCCAAGUAUAUUUUAGAAAAAAAUGAGGAUAUUCCAGAAUCUAUGCAUGUUCAAGAAUCCUCCUAGGAUGAGUCAAAUGAGACAUCCUAGACUAGCACCUUACCUAUUGAUGAAGACCUACCUAUUGCCAUUUGAAAGAGGGUAAGAGAAUGUAUUCAAAAACCAUUAUAUCCUAUAGCACUUUUUUUGUCACAUAAUAGAUUAUCACCUUCACACAAGGCCUUUGUAUCUAACCUAAAUUCUACCAAAAUCUCAAAGACUAUUUUUGAGGCUUUAACUCGUGAGAAAUGGAGACAAACUAUGAAUGAGCAGAUGGAAGUUUUGAAAAAAAAAUGACACGUGAACUUGUAUGUCUGUCAAUAGGGAAAAAAGUUGUUGACUGCAAAUGAGUGUAUACAAUUAAAUAUCAUUCAGAUAGAUCCAUAGAAAGAUACAAAGCUACGUUGGCUGUAAAGAGAUAUACACAAAUUUAUGGAGUUGAUUAUCUUGAAACUUUUGUAUUAGUAGCAAAAAUGAUACAAUCAGAAUACUUUUGUCAUUAACAACUAACUCUGAUUAGAAUCUUCAGCAAUUUUAUGUUACGAAUGUAUUUUUACAUAGUGAAUUAGAAGAGAAAAUAUAUAUAUGGAGGUACCACAUAGAUAUGAGAAGAAUUUAGAUGCUAAUAUUGUGUGCAGGUCAAAUAAAGCAUUGCAUGGACUGAAAUAAUGUCAUGUUUGGUUCGGUAAAUUUAUGAAAAUUAUGCUCAAGAUGGGAUACAAAUAAAGUCAAGGUGAUCACACUUUGUUUGUCAAAUAUUCUUCUUUAGGGGGAGUCAUGAUUCUAAUAGUAUAUGUGCAUGAUAUUAUUGUGACUGAAAAUGAUGAUGUAGAAAAAAGACUUAUAAGUCAAUGUUUAUCUCAAGAAUUCAAAAUAAAAUUUUAGGAAGAUAAAAUUCUUCUUAGGUAUUGAAGUUGCUUAUUCUAAAAAUUCUAUUUUUCUAUCUCAACAAAAAUAUGUGAUAGAUUUAUUACAAGAAACUGAAAAAACAACCUGCAGAUCAAUUAAUUCUCCAAUUGAUCCUAAUCUCAAAUUAAGUGCAGUAGAGGAGGACAUUGCUGUGCUCUACUGUACAAACUCCUAUUUUUUGGGGGCAGAUGUCUAUAAAAGAUAGAAUAGAAUGCCAACUGCACACACUGAGCUUGAUCUUCAGUACAAGUUUACUAACAAGUUUAAAUUGGAGGGAGAAGAAAGUCAUGUAGAGAAUAUAGACGUAAUCAUAUUGGAGUAUAAAAAAUUCAAUGAAAUUAUCAGGAAAUGGACGUAGAUUUAAUACAAGUGUGCACAGAGCACAGAGCAAAAUCAUCGAGGGAUUAGACAUAGAUUUAAUAGAAGUGUGAGUAAAGUGCACAGCUAAAUCACAAAGGAGCAAUUAUGCCCAGAUUUAAUAAAAGCAUGAGAAAAACACAGUGAAAAACAAAAACAAAAUAUUGUAGCUACAUUGAAAGAAAAAAUCUUGAAGGAGAUUAAGAACCAUUAAGCAACAAAUCGCAAGAAGUUAAAUAAGAAAUACAAGAUAUGGUGAUGGUGAAUUCACUUACGAAUCCACAACAUAUUAUUUUGAAGAGAACAGAAUGUAAAAAUUAUUCUAUUAGAUAUCUGUCUAGAAAUGUCACGUUUUUCUAGACAAUAGCAACAUUUCAUCCUUGCAGUCAAAUACUGAAUGGGUCACAUUAGGUGCCAUUGCUCUCCAUGCCAGUAUCUCUAAAGUUACUAUUAACAAAAGGGAAGUUUCUAGCCAAAUGAUCAAUAAAUCAUCUGACCCAUGAUCUUUCUGUGUUAAGCACAACAAAAAUGACAGAGAAUGGCCAUAAAGUCUGUACUGGGUUUCACUGCACACAUCAUUUGUCAGAAUGAUGUCAAUAAUGAUGGUGGAUAAGGAAAUUUACGUCAAACUAAGUUUGAUUUAUAAUCAAUAUUAAGUCCAUUUUUUGCUAAAUUUUGCUCAUCAAGCCAUGACUUUAAUAAAAGCAUGUUCUAGUAGCGAUACUUUAAUCUAACUUAUAUUACACAGUAGUUCAUACUUCCCACUGAUAUAUCUUUCUUUCUGUUUGGGUUGUCAACUUGGGAAGCAUACGGCUCUACCUUUGACUUCUAGUACUACUCAGACUUAUGCACUUUUUAAGGUUAACAUGACAAGAGAACAAGAUAAACAUAUUCGUUCUGGAUAUUGAGUCAAGCCCAGGUUGUUGGCUAAACAUUUUAGAGUUUUUUGUUGCUAAGGAAUGUGGUAAUUUUUUUCAAUCAGUGUAUCACAUAACAAUUAGUGUAUCCUCUGAACUUGAAGUCAAUGCAUGCGUUUAGUCAGUCUGAAGAAUAUUUAUUGCAAUGACUUGGUCCAUGCAUAAUCACUCGAGUAACAAGUGUUCAGAGUCUAGAAGUCAAUUCCACUCCUUUUUCUAAUCUGGAAUCGUCAUUCUGAGAGGAAGGACACCAAAAUAUGAGACAACUUCACAAACUGUUCAUCUAAUGUCGAGAAAAAUCAAACAACAAUUUUGUAGCACUCUAAUGAAGCAUUUCUGAUAUGAUAUAGGAGGUUUAUUCCUGAAUUGUCAAUGUAGAGGCUCAAUCUUUUAAAGAAGUUAAGCGGUCCUGCCCCAGCAUGCUGCACAUGAACUUUGGUUUCUGAGAAUAUGCUUUUCAUUUCCUUAUCCUUAUUGUCUCUUGUCAUGUAUUUUUUCAUCAAGGAACUUAGACACUGGACCUUAAGGUAACACAUUAUGGAAGUUCUCUCUGUGGUGGUUUUUGUGUUCCUUGUUAAAGUCUUGCCAACCACAAUCUUCGUGAAGAUUGUAUACACCAUUAAAAGUCAACAUUCCGCUGAUCCAAAAUUUCAUUAUAUAAUCAUUGUAAAGUAUCGAAACAAGCACUCCUAGGAGCGACUCAUGUGUUGGACCAAGAUGGCAACCCUGACGUCGAGAAAUCUGGCUUGAAGACACAAGGGAUAAAUCAUUUCCUUCAGGUUAAAAUAGACAGUAUGAACAAAAAAUCAGGUACAUCAGUAUGGAAACCAUGAUCGUUGUGAUUCCUGAGUCCGUGUUAUUUCCUCAAAUAAGUCAACAUUAUAUAGUAAUGUUUUCGUGUUCUAUUUGUAUCUUUUUGUGGUCUGAUAGUCUUUUCAUGUAUAAAAAUAAUAAGCUCCGUAAAUGACAGAUGUUUACGAUUGAGGCCUACCUAAACAUCAUGUAGACCUCUAGACAGAGUUUUGGAUGAAAUUAAUUCUUUAUCUUGUUCUCAUGUCUUCUACCUCAUUUUAUCUCUCCUCUAGUUCUCUUUAUCCUCCUCCCUUCUCCUCCCUGGUUCCUACCAUCCAAACACAAGUGAUCAUCAAAGAGACAGAUGGUCAGUCCUUUAAAUUUUCCAUAAUUUUUCAUCUAUGCUUGAUCUGCCUAAGUAUAAUUUCUCUUGUAUGGGACUUUCAAAUCUUAUUGUACCAGCAUCAUAAGAAAAGAAACCAUAGAAAGUUCAAGAAAUGGUAGAUUUCUACACUCUCAGAAACUUAAUUCAUAUAAUAGACUUUAAAAUUGGAGAGUGUUAGAAAUGAGCUUCAUUUUCAUAAUUUUUCCGCUCUGUUUUCUUUGAUACUGCAUUUUUCAUCUAUAUUUCUUUUCUGUCAUAAUAUUAGUGUAAACUGAACUUGUCCAGAUUGAACUGGACCGGUUCACCCUCUAAAUCUCUCACUAAUGAAUUGGUAUAAGUACCGACCCCAUGUGAUCCCUAAACUUGAAUCAAAUUAGGGUUCUAAGCCCUUUUCUAUUCCGUUCGUGUUUGUUCCUGUUUUUCCUUGAAUUGCAAGGAGGGAAGGAGGUUAAAGCGUGAAGAUUGGAGGCAUUAAGCUACAAGAAGAUAAAUGAAUUAGAUGUUUCUGAAUCGGGGGAUGUACUUUGAUAUAUAGUGAAUUGAGAAAAAUUCAAACUGUAGACUAAUGAAUGUCUGUUAAAGUCAGGCAUUAAGAUGUGACUUAUAAAUGUGUUCCUUUCUUGAACAAAACUUUUCAUUUGCAGUAAUGUCUUGUCUAGUUUUACUCCUCACCUGCAACCCAGUUUUCUUUUCAAUUUAAGCAUCUGCAUAUCCAGUCUAACCUCAGUUUUCUUCUUAAUUUAGGCGCAUUAUUGACUUUGGCAGUGCAAUUGAUGACUUCACACUCAAGAAUCUUUAUGGUUCUGGCCCCUCCAGGUAGUAAAGAUCCUGGUUAGAAUUUUCAUUGAAUAUUUUUCAUUUGUUGUCGUGUUAUGGGGAAUGCUUCUGCUGUUUAUGUAUAGCGGCUGGUAUUCUUGUUUUUUACCGCAAUCUACACUUGUGUGGUCGUGAGGUUUUUAUAAAAUUCUGGUUGUGCUGCUAUGUUUGGUGUUUCUAUUGUUUGGCUGUGGUGGCCAAUGUUCUCAUUGUUCUUUUGAUUGCGACCUGUGCUUGUACAGUCAUCAUGCCUUUAUAAAAUUCCAGCAAGGUGUUACACAUUAAUCCCAUCAAUUAAUAUGAAAGAGUGCUAUCUGAAAUGACUGUAUUAAUCUAAACUGACUCAUGCUGUGGCUGGCAGUAGUAUUAAUAUAUCUAGUUGAAUAUGGCGAUACCUUCUAGGAUGAUUAGAGGCUCCACACAUCUGAUUUGAUGGAUUCCGAGGACAAGAGAUUUUAUUAAGAGAAUAAUUUUCUUAUGUCAUAGAUCAUCCCAAGGGCAAAAGUUGAUGUAAUUUGGAUUCAUUAGAUGAUGUUAAGUAAAGUUCUAGGGAGAUGCGCCUUCUCCCCUGAAGGCAGUGGGCUAUAAGUAGAAUGCAAUUUUUAUCAGCAAAUUAGAAAACAAUAUUUCUGAUAUAAAAAUUUUUUGGGAAUAAUUCUCAGUUCUCCUAGGAAGUAAGGGGAGUUUGGGCACUCUGUUAUUGACUAAGCCAGUCUAGAGGAUUAUCAAAGGUUUAUCUAGCUCAAGUGAAAUCAAAGGUACCUGGCUUUCAUUUUGUUGGUUUCUUUGGAUAAAAAGAGUUGAAAACCUGGGGAGACUGCUUCAAUAUCCUGCGUCGUUUGAUACUGGUAUUGUAGUACUUGAUUGAGUGGAUACAAUGGUUGGUGUAGUGCAAUCUACAACGGGGAGUUAAUCCUUUACGGGUUCCUGAUGUCGUUUUUUUGGUAAAUGUUAAGAAUAUAAAGCACAGUUCCUUUUAAUGUAUAGCAAAAGCUUCCUUCCAUUAUUUUUUUCCUACUUUUUAAUUCGUUCCACCUGGAAAAUAUAUUUCAUUUUUUUGUUGUUUUAUGUUGAAUAUUUCCUACAGAUCUGAACAGACCUAUGAGUACAUGCCCCCAGAAGCCCUACUGAAUAUCAGCUGGUUUAAGGGGCCAAGGAGGACAACAAUGAAGUUUGUUUCCUUAUCUCAGUUUAGCUAACUAUUGUGUAUUCAACUUUCAUUAUCUAAAAUUUGAAAGCUCUCUCUUGACAGAGUUUUUGUCAUCUACAUGAUAGGUAUGAUAUGUGGAGUGUGGGAGUAGUUUUUAUGGAGUUGAUCUUGGGGUCACCGCAUGUUUUUCAGAUUAGUGACCGUACCCAUGCAAUGGUAGAUCAGCAUCUUGAAGGUUGGGGUGAUAACAUGAAGGAGUUAGCAUACAAGUAAUAGUCUGCCAACAUUCGAUCGUGAUUGAGCUUGAAAGUCAUUUACAUUUAUUUAUUGAUUUUUCUGCAUGAUACAAUGUUUCAGUUUUUUUGUGUUUUUCUAUCUUCGUCGAAAUUAUUGUCACGAACUAAAAAAUCAUUAAUUAUUUACUAGUGGUAACUACAGUCAUAUUAUUUAUGUUAUCAGUUAUUCCUUGAGAUUUAUGGAAGAUAGAAUACAUUGCCACCAACUAUUCUUCAGUUAACAGAAGUUGUGAAUGCUUCUUAUUUACUGCAUUUCUGUCAUGCUCGUCAUUUUCCAUGUUUCAAUGACUGUGCCAGUUAUUCUUUUGGUUAAUUUAAAGAGUUCUAUGUUGUAAUAUUUUUUUGUAUAUUUGAUUGUGUUGUUGGCAUUUUGAAUCUGAAAUUAAUUCGUUCAGUUACAACUUCUAAUAUCAAAAAUGCAGUACUGUAAACCUUAGAUGUGUAAAGAAUGUUUCUUCCUGUACUUUGUUAUUUUUAUCUCCUGGUAGAAAUAUGAAUUAGCCAAUAGAAUUUGUCCCCGGUUGAACAUUUAGACGACUAUCAAAUUGGGUCAAGUUUCUGAUGUAUGGGAUAGGUUGACUCGAAAUUGUCUGUUUUGUGGAGAUCAAAUGAGAUUUUGACUGACGUGGAGUCUUGCUGGGGAGAGGAAUUCGUCCAACUCUCCUUCCCUUUGGGAUUCCCAAACAUUUUAGAAAACACAUGCUUGAAUAUUUGGAAAACUAUUUGAUUAAGCCAAGUUCAUAAGUUUAUGCGCUGAAUAACCCAAAAUUGAUGAUUCUGGGUGAGAUCAUUUUCCUGGUUGAUUUAGCCUGAUUUUAUUGGAACUAGCCCAUGCUGACCAUGAAGUGCUACUAUCAGAGGAUAUAUGUACAAGUGUUGUUUUCUGAUAGAAUAAAAAGGGGGGGGGGUAAAAAAAAUAAAUCCCUAUCACAUGGUUUGACAAGUCAUAGAUACUAUUUACCACAUCAUCAUAAUAAAGAGACUCCAUAUAAUGGUCUUUUAUGAAUGUGGAGAUCUACUAACAUGACCAUGGUUGUCUGGUAACAGAAUGUACACUUAUUACAUUUAAUGAUCUGGGGAAUGAAAAUCUCAAUUAAAUUUUUAUUUCAAGCUGUUUGCAAACUACAGUCCAUAUUACUGCACUUCAAGAAUAUUAAUUAUUUACAAAGUAACAGUGGGAUUUUCCCCCCAAACUUUAAUCUUCUUCUUUCAGCUGAGAGGAGAAUAGAGCAUUUACUCUACCCUUGUUGGGCGUAAAGUACUGCCAAUCACCCUAAAAUUUAUGUUGAUACAUCAAAGAUCAUGAAACAAAACUGUGGCCGAAAAAGUUUGAGGCAUAGUCAAUGAUUAGAAAUUUAGAUUUAUUUUCCUGUUUUUCUCCUCACUAUAUCUUUCUAGGUUUCUAUGUCGUGCAUUGUUAACUUUUGAGUGUGCUAUAAUUUUUAUUUUCUACUUCUCAACACCAGUACGUAAACUUGUUUACCACGUUGUUUAUUCUUUAAUUCAUAAAUAUUAUUUAAUAUUUAUUGAUUUCAAAGAUGAGUCUAUCCUGCAAUAUCAUCUGGAAUACCAUAGAGCUUGGCAAAAUCAUAUACUCAAGUAGUCCCAACAAGCUAGGUAAACCCAACAACACGUAACUACUCAACACCAGUACUUAUCUUUAAAGAAACGUCCUUACAACCUGUUCUAUACUUGUUUUCCUCAAAUUUGGCCUAAUUACACGCAUAUUCUUACUGUUAGAAAUAGUGCUGGACUUUGAUCAUCUCCAAACACCUCCCUUCCUUUUUGUCUGUGCUAGCAGUGAACACGAGAGAGAGAGACACGAAAAGAAGAAGGCCGAAGCCCUAAAUUUCAUCACACACUAAUGCUUACAUGCUGGUUGGUAUUUAUACCGACCAGCUGUUAUGAAACGGGAGAGGGUAAACUGGACCGGUUCAAUUUGAACCGGUUCAGUCUAUUGUUUUGUUACAAGGUACGAUGGACAGAGAAAUAAAGGACGAAAUUAGUAAAUGAAAAAUUAUUUCUAACACUUACCUUUUGAAAAUCUGAGGAACCCAAGUAGAAUCAUUUUCUACUCUAAACAAUGUGAAAUUUUUUAAGGUUAUUCAAUUUACUUCGAGAAUAGUAAGUGGUGCUAGUAAUUUAAUUUUCAUAAAAAAAAACACAUAUUUUAUCUUCUUUGUGGUUAUUCGACAGGCUUAGGUCGCUAAUGGAAAUGUGCAUCCUAAUCCCUGGGCUUUCUACUCAAUAUCUUCCAGGUGGAGGUAAAGAUCGCGUAAGUGAUUUUCUUUACUGUUACCUUUAGAGGCCAAUGAAUUGUUAGUUUUCUAUAUUCUUCAUGGAAAAGAGUGCUGUUCAAUCAUUCUUUUUAUUCCAUCAGAGGUUCAUGUAGCCCGUAGCUUCCAUUUUUUGGGAGUUGUUAUCCACUAACCCACUUCUAUUAUAUUGUUUUCGUUAUGUUUACUUUAGGUAUAAUUUAUGGUCAGUAUUAAAGAGCAAUAAAACUUCAAAAAAGAUGGGAAAAGAGAUAUUUGAGAAUAAUUUUAGUUGAAGAAUGCCAGAUGGUGUUCUCUACAAGUAACUGAUCUUUAAUGUCAUGAGUGAAAAUGAUCUUUAGUUAACUUGGUCAGUUUCCUACGUUGGUUGGGCUGUUGGUCAGUUUCUUAGUUUGGUUAUCUCAUAAAUCGUGGUAUUUAACCUAUAGGUAGUUUUCCCUCUUUGGGGAUGGGGUAGUUGUAUACAACUAAAAAUUGCCCUAUGAAUUUUGCAUCAUGGAUCAGAGUGAUGCAGGGGAAGUGUGGUGGGUCUAUACCCACAGUUCCCAAGAUCGGAACUUGGCUCUGAUACAAUGAUGCAAACCAAACAAGGAUAAACAGUCGGGAAAAACUUGCGUCUUAUUAAUUCAUAGAAAAAUUUAUAGUUAUAUACAACUACCCCAGCUGCAAUGAAAGAAAACUAUCUAGGUUAAAUCCCAUGUUAGUCAACCAAACUAGGAAACUGACCAACAGCCCAACUAACCUAGAGAAAUGACCAACAGAAACUAAUCCUUAGUUACACGUUCUUUGCCACAUGAACAAUUAUUACGUUCUGCAUUUUACAAUUUGCAGUGUUCUGUCGAGAUUCUUAUGCAUUGUAUUUAAUUGUGGUCUUACAAUAACUUGCAUAAAAUCAUCCAAACGAUGGUAGUACUCAUCUUGUUGACACAAAACUUAUUAAAAGUCUUGAAUUGGAUUUCCACAUGAUUAGACUUGCUCUUGACUGGUGAGUUGAUUUUCUAUAAUGAAGGGUGGUUUCUCGCCAGCAUCAUGGAAAUGCACCGAAGAGUUUUUCGCUAAUCAAGUCAAGAAUCGAGAUCCCCUUAAAUUAGGGUCAGUAUCAUACGUUCACAGCCAUCUCUUAAACUAUGCUGAACGUUAAUUUAUUUGUUCAUAUCUUGUUAAACUGGAAUUGAUCCCUACGUUUUAUAUUUAUAUUGCAGCUUCCCUAACAUUUGGGCGCUGAGAUUAGUCCGUCAGCUGUUAGUAUGGCAUCCAGUAAGUAUGAAAAUUUAGAGUCCAAUCAUAUAAUAAUUCUUCACCUCUUUUGAUUAUAACUCCAUGAAUAGUUGGCUUCAUUGGUCGGCUUGGUACAAUUAUUUCUGCAAGAAUAUAUUCUUUCUGUGAUGUGUACAGAUGCUAAUUGAGUAUAGGAUCCUCUGCUAGGAUGUUCCUUCUGCAAGAACAUUUUGAGUAGUGUAUAGGCUAUGGAGGUGCUAAUUGAUGUCGCCACACUCUUUUCCACGUUGACACUUGCAAAACGAAGAGAAAAAAACCUCUUAUCAUGCUGUCUAGGAGCAUAUGUGCUUUGUGUGAGUUUCCAUAUAGUUUUCCCUCCUUCUUUAGGAAUUUUUUCCAUUAUAGGAAACUUCCUGUGGGGGCAUUUCAGAUGGAUGCGCUCACAAUCAGCAGCGAAAUGGACGAAAUUUUUUCAACGUUUACGAUCCAUAAUUGUGUUUGGUAAAUUUACCACCCACAUCUCCUCAGAUUCUUGAUUUCAUAUUCAGUUAUCUAAGAAAGUUUUGUGAGGGUCUUCAGACAGGAAGAUUUUCCAAUAGACCAUAGAAGAAAAAGUUAGGCUCCCCAUCCUAUAUCAAUCGUCGCAAAAACCGUUCUAUAUUGCCUUUGCAAUUAUUAUUCUAUUUUUUAUAUUUAUACUUCGGUCACUAUGACUAUCUUGAUCUAUCUCAUUCAUGGAUAUGUUCAACCUGCAGGAGGAGCGCUUAAGUGUCGAUGAUGCCCUGCAGCAUCCUUAUUUUAAAUCGGAUCUGUGA
Molecule: messenger RNA, 34077 nt
Organism: Spirodela intermedia
Lineage: Eukaryota; Viridiplantae; Streptophyta; Magnoliopsida; Alismatales; Araceae
Source: the annotation of a GenBank genome assembly